Molecule: messenger RNA, 274 nt
Organism: Funneliformis geosporum
Lineage: Eukaryota; Fungi; Glomeromycota; Glomeromycetes; Glomerales; Glomeraceae
Source: the annotation of a GenBank genome assembly
AACCUAUUCCUAAGUCUGAUGAAAACGUUGUAUCAUUAUCUCAAGCUGUGAAGGCAAAUUCCUCUAUCGUUAAAGCAGAGGAGAUAUCAGAUAUAUCUAAUGCUACUAUUCUUGAUUGUGAGACUGCAGAAUUUUUAGAGAAUAAACCAAAGAAGACUUUAGACGAGAUGUGGUCUCUAGAUCGACAUCAUAUUGUGGAUUGCUAUGAGAUUCUACCUGAAUUAUUGACUGAGGAUUUUGUCUCAAAAUAUGGGAAUUUUAAUUAUAUGAAAUG